CAUUAGACUUCCAAUAAAAUCAUUACACGUAUCUUUUUAUUUAAUUCAAUUUACCCGUAAUCAAUUGUACUAACAUAGCAAGUGUUUCCCACAAAUCUGAUAAAAGGUUCGAAAGGUUAAUCAAAGAUAAAUAUUUAGUCCAGUGUUGUCCAAUAUAAUUUCAAGUGUGACCAACGAAAAGUUAACUGAGAAAGCAAUAAUUUAAAAAUGGUAUUAUUGAAUGCCUAUUUUAUGGUCUUAUUUUGUGCCUUAGCCGUGUAUUCAGAUGACCCAGAGCAAGAACAGGGUGUAAAAUACGCAAAUAAAUGUGAAGUAUGCAAAAUACUGGCUAUCGAAUUGGAAUCAAGACUGGAAGAAACAGGUAAAACUAGUGAGGUUAUUGAAACAGGAUAUUCAGUAGAUGAUGUGAAACCUAAAAAGAAAAAGGCAUAUAAAAAAUCAGAGCUUAGGCUUGUAGAAUCAUUGGAAGGUGUUUGUGAUAGAAUUUUAGAGUAUAAUAUACAUAAAGAAAGGGAAGAUAGUACAAGAUUUGCAAAAGGCCAAAGCCAAACUUUUCAAACAUUACAUGGGUUGGUGGAUAAAGGUGUUAAAGUUGAACUUGGUAUACCAUAUGAGCUAUGGGAUAAGCCUAGUGCUGAAAUUACAAAGCUUAAAACUCAGUGUGAAACUUUAUUAGAAGAAAAUGAAGCUGAUAUAGAAGAUUGGUAUUUCAACCAUCAAGGAAAAUUGACAUUGAAAAAAUACCUUUGUGAAGAUAGGGCACUGAAAAAUCAGGAAUCCAAAUGCUUAUAUGAACAAUUAAAAGGCGAAACUGGAGAAAGGAAGAAUCCAAAGAAGAAGAAGCAAGAGUUGUAGUUAGUUUUUUAUCUUUUUUUAAUAAAAAUAUGUACA
Diabrotica balteata is the source of this 891-nucleotide messenger RNA. NCBI's taxonomy places the organism in Eukaryota, Metazoa, Arthropoda, Insecta, Coleoptera, Chrysomelidae. The record is from the annotation of a GenBank genome assembly.